Messenger RNA from Effrenium voratum, 2892 nucleotides. NCBI's taxonomy places the organism in Eukaryota, Dinophyceae, Suessiales, Symbiodiniaceae. The record is from the annotation of a GenBank genome assembly.
GUUAUUGUGCACAGCGGCGGCGUCAGCAGCGGCCACUACUACACCUUUGUCCGUAUGUGGGAUAGCGAUGGUAAGACUCAGUGGGUGAAGUUUGAUGAUGAGUGCGUCACAUUCUGCAGCCAGGAGGCAGCAGUGCAGGACAACUACGGUGGUGAGGACCUGAACGUCACAAACUACUUCAGCUUCCCUCCGCACGAGCUGCGCCAGCGGGAUCUACCCUCUACUCCUCGCAUUCACAACGCGUACAUGCUCUCGUAUGUGCGGGUUGAUCAAGAGAAGGAACUUCUUACUGCACCGCUUCUGAAUAAGGAGGAGCCGAAGUACCGCGCCCUGAUAGAUCGCUGCUUAAGGGAGGCGAAGCUGGCGGAGGAGCGGCGCCGGGCGCGCUACGAGCAGAUGAUGCGCGUAGAGGUAAAGCUCAUGUUCGAGCGUGACCUCAUGAAGAUGAAGGGCUUUUGGCCCAUGCCCGACGAGUUUCCCAUCACCGAGACCAUGAAGAUCAGCCGAGAUGAUCACACAGAGGAAUUGCUUCGAGAUGCCCUGGAGUUACCACCCCUCGCGCAAGCACAAGUGCAAGAAGAGCACAUUGCGCUCUUCGUGCUGACGCAGAGAAAGACUCGACAGCUGCGCUUCAAGUAUUUGCCGCUCAGCGAUGCCUUGAAGUGCCACACCACAGACACGCAUCUGACGGUGCUGGUCAUGGUCUCUCAAGGCUAUGACCCACAGACUCUGGAGCCUGGCGGUGACAGCGAGGAGGUACCUCACCAGCUUUCCAAUUGGACGGAGGAGCUGAUUCUGCUCGUGGUGAAGUACUUCUGCCCGGUGAAGCAGGUGAUCGUAACCUUGGGUUGCUACUACUCGGAGCUCUCGGAGCCUCUCAAGGCAAUGCUGCAUCCGAGUUCUCCUUGGCUAGCACAGCGUCUUCUUCCUUAUGUGCAGAGGGGUGAGGUGGCUGAUCCGCCGGCGACGCAGUGGCAGUGCUGGGAAGAGUGGGGUCGAGCCCCGAAGGAGAUCAAGCCCCUCAACAUCGAGAAAAGCAUGAAGGAAGAGGGUCUGUACUGCGGUGACGUGGUCAUUUGGCAGCCGCUGAGCGCUUGCGGUCCACGAAGACCAGGUGCUGACGAGGAGGAGGUGCUUCCGACCGUGCGUGACUUUGCGGAGCUCUGCAUGAACCACUUGCGAGUGAUGGUCAGAUUAAUGAGCGCCGAGGCACCCCUGUGCCCAGAGGGCAUUCCAAGCCAGUUGGAGCUUGGGCAGCCAUUGCCGCCGGGCUUGGUGCGCCCAAUCUCCGAGGCCACUGAAGGUUCGCAGGAGGUCCCGGGCCAGGUGACUUGCCUGGAGAUGACCAUCGACGUGAGAUGGCAUACUGACCAACUUGCAAGGAAAAUCCUUCAGGCUUUGCAGCUUGAGCAGGCCGAGGGCAAGCGCUUCUGGGUCUUUGACGGCGGCGCACCUUCCGCCAGCCGCAAUGCAGCCAUGUACCACAGCAAGGACAGGGCCCCCUUUCCCUCGCUCACUCAAGUGGGGUGGAAUCGGGCACAGUCGCCUCGGCGCGUCCUGCAUGCAGUGUUGCUGCCAGAUCCGCCGGAGGGUCACUCCGUGGCGGUGCACUUCUUCGACACGGUGCGGGAAGUGGGUGCCUGCAUACUCACCAUGCAGGAGGAAACCAACGGCCAGAACGGGAGGCCGCAAGGCUGCUUUGCGGUGAGCCCGAAGAAGCUGCUUGCUUCUGCUAGGCAGUUCCUCAAAACAGAGGGCAAAGAAGAGCUGCGGCCGGAGACUCGUGAAUCCAUUGCAGAGGCUUACUGCUCUUUGGGCCCCUGGGAGCAGCCAGAUCGCGUGGUUCAAGUUGGGAGUCAGGCCUGUGAGGAGUCGACCUGCUUCAUCGCUGGGGUUUGGCCGGUGCUCUUCGCAUGGUUCGGCUUCACCUUGGUGGGUCUCAGCACCUCCUGCAAUGCCUAUCGCCACCUGCUGAACUUCACGCGACCAGACUUGCAGCCGCACGUGCUGCGCAUCAUCCUGGUUGGCCCCAUCUAUGCGUUCAGUGCAUCGCUGUGCUUGUCCAUGUCCGAGAGCGCUUGCUUCUUUGUUCGGUCUGUUCGAGAUAUUUGGGAGGCUGUCGUCAUCUACUCCUUCCUAACCCUCAUCAUCGAGUACAUGGGGGGCGAGCACCUCUGCCUGCACAGCAUCUCACAGAACGAUGAGGCAGUGCCGCACCUCUUUCCCUUUAGCCUAUGCCUGCCCCCCAUUGCCACCGGCUCCAUGAUCCGGGUGCCCAAGAUGGGAGCGCUCCAGUUUGUGGCCGUGAAGCCCAUCGUGGCGGUGAUCUCCAUCGUCGUCUACGCCUGCGGUCAGCUGCACAACUGGUACUACCAGUGGACGCUGUUCGUGAUAUACAACAUCUCGUACAGCGUGGCUUUGUAUGCUUUGUACUUGAUCUACUGGUCCUCCCACGAGCAGGAGGCGCUUCAAUCGAAGAGGCCACUGUUGAAGUUUGUGAGUGUGAAGAUGAUAGUCUUUCUCACGUUCUGGCAGGCGCUUCUGUUGCCCUUGGCACCUUUGCCCGGCAGCUCCAGCAGAUGGGAGGACUUCAUCCUUUCGAUUGAGAUGAUCAUCUUCGGCGUGCUCAUGAACAUCGCCUUCACAUGGCGGGAGUUCAGCACCGCAGCCCCGUGUGCCCCACGACUGGGGCAAGGAGCUGGAGGUUGCGUGGACCUCAUGGAUCUGGAUGCAAAGCCACCAGGCAAUCCGCAAGAUGCACAGUCCGGCGCUCCGGAGUGCAAGGACAGUGAGGGAAGUCCGCCGAGCUCCGAGCUCGCAGGAGCUGUGAAGGUGCAUGGAUUCCGAGGAAGUUGGUCCCUGUCGCGAAACAGACGGACGAAACAUGCGUGA